ACUUGAAAUUUCGUGGAUCUUGGAAUGACACCUGUGUUUCCAAUCCGGCCUUCGUAAUUAUUUGUCCAAACGAGAAAUUACGCCAGAUUCCAAGAUUUUACUCAUUUUCCAGCUGUCCGCAUCGCAAUCCGAAUUGCUUUCAUCCGAAUUCGAAGAAACAAUUGCCAGCACUUUAUUUAUCGUUUGCGAAUUAGUGUAUAUGUUUUACUUGAAUUAUUUAUGCGAACAAGCGCAUGAUUACUAUAACAAUUUUUCCAUGGGAAUGUAAGCAUUCGAUCACUAAACGGUACUUUGAAUGUGUGUCAGAAGAUAUUUUACCAAUGAUUUCAGUUUCCACGACAACUGGUACGAAACUACUAUAGCAACGCAAAAGCUAUUGUUGAACAUGAUGUUGAGAACCAGCAAGACAUUCUCGUUCAACGUUUUCAAUUGUUACACCGGCACGGUAGAGGGCUUUUCAA
This is a messenger RNA of Heterotrigona itama, 461 nucleotides long. The record is from the annotation of a GenBank genome assembly. NCBI's taxonomy places the organism in Eukaryota, Metazoa, Arthropoda, Insecta, Hymenoptera, Apidae.